Messenger RNA from Sclerotinia borealis F-4128, 1125 nucleotides. Lineage: Eukaryota; Fungi; Ascomycota; Leotiomycetes; Helotiales; Sclerotiniaceae. The record is from the annotation of a GenBank genome assembly.
AUGGCAGCAGUGACCAAUUCCAAUGUUUCGAGUGUGCCUACCAAGAUAGAGGUUGUUGAUCGAUUAACAGCAAGUAGUGAAAAAGUCACCACCACAUACGGUCUUUCUGACCAAGUCACUCUUUUACAACAUGACUCCGCAUUUUCCUCCUUAAUUGGCGAAGCUCCCUCACAUGCACUACUAUUUUCCACCGCCGGCGCAACAAACAACCCCUUCUUCCACGAAGCCUGUGUUUUGUUACCCGAGCACGAUGAACUCUACAUCACAUCCAACCUUCUACAAGCCACUAGCUCCGGAAAUUUCCCUACCAUCCUGAUAUCUCGAGUGAAACUCCAUCGCCAUGAGGACGGCAGUAUCAAGUCUGCUGAGUGGGCCAAAAUGCGUCCGCCGCCUGGAAUAGAUAUGCCGAAUGGAGGUGUCAAUUACCGAGACGGGAUUCUCUUUUGUGCUCAAGGAAAUGGAAGUGCGGGCUCGGGAGGUAUUUACUAUAUGCCGCGCUCAGCACCUCCAAAACCUAUGGUGACCAAUUUUCACGGUCGAGAGUUCAAUUCGGUGAAUGAUGUUGUAGUGGCUAAAGAUGAUAGCAUUUGGUUUACCGAUCCAUGCUAUGGAUGGGAGCAAGAUUUCCGACCCAAACCUAAAUUACCCUGCCAGGUCUAUAGAUUUGACCCUGUUACUGGAAGCAUUAGAGUGGUGGCCGAUGGAUUUGGUAGACCCAAUGGGAUUGCUUUCUCAGUAGAUGAGUCUAUAAUUUAUAUUACGGAUACCGAUCAACUUCAUGGGGAUGGAACUGGGGAUUUAAUGCGUCCUGCAACAAUCUACGCUUUCGAUAUUCACACAUCAUCAGGUGCACCUUUCCUCAUCAACCGAAGAGUUUUCGCAUAUGCAGCAGAUGGCUUUCCAGACGGCAUCAAAUGUGAUACUCACGGUAACGUAUAUUCUGGCUGUGGCGAUGGUGUUGAAGUUUGGAAUUCAGCUGGAACCUCGAUUGGUACAAUUUUAGUUCCCGGCGGUGUAGCGAAUUUUUGUUUUGGAAAGGAUGGAGAAAUGUUCUUGUGCGCGGAGCAGAAACUUUGGAGAUUACAGUUGGCAAGGACGACAAAGGGCGCAUUGCUUGGUAUUUAG